This is a messenger RNA of Amaranthus tricolor (Joseph's coat), 2131 nucleotides long. Its product is annotated as zinc finger CCCH domain-containing protein ZFN-like. Gene Ontology annotation, molecular function: mRNA binding; metal ion binding. The transcript has 7 exons. Lineage: Eukaryota; Viridiplantae; Streptophyta; Magnoliopsida; Caryophyllales; Amaranthaceae. The record is from RefSeq and is a predicted model, not a curated record. The coding region runs from base 340 to 1557 and encodes 405 amino acids.
AGUCUUCUAAACAACACUAAUUAAUGGUUGAAUGGAAAAAAAAAAGUCUAAAAAGUAGUUAAAUUUCCAAAAAUCUUCUAGGAUUAAUUCCUUUAAGUGUGAUAAAAAUUAGGUAGGUCCAUAAAUUCUUUGUCUCUAACUUCCUAUUCCAUUCAAUCUCUCUUUUCUUUUUCUCUUCUUUCAUUCUCUCUCCUCCCUCCUCUUCCAUUCAUCUUACACUAAGCUGUUUAUUGCUCUUUUUUGUUUUCAAUUUUGGAAUUCUUUUCCCUUUGAAUCUCCUAUUAAUUGUUUGAUUUUUCUGGGUUUUGUGUUUUUGGGUAAGUAACUGUUAAUCAUCCAAUGUCUGAUAAUCCGAACAAUCAAAGCAAUGCGGAGACAGUUUUGCACAAUGAACCAAUUGAUAAAAUUGAAGAAGGGAUUUGUAAGAUAGAAAUAGGACCAGGAGAAUCAAGAGAAUUCCCAGAUCGUCCAGGAGAACCAGAUUGCUUGUAUUAUUUAAGGACUGGUUUGUGUGGUUAUGGCACUAAUUGUCGUUUCAAUCAUCCUAAUAUUCUUCCUUCUAAGAGUGAUGAAUUUACAAGUGAGCUUCCUCAGAGAGAAGGACAAACUGAAUGUGGGUAUUAUUUGAAAACAGGAACUUGCAAAUAUGGCUCUUCAUGUAAAUAUCAUCACCCCCUAGACAGGCGUGGUACUGCACAGGUUUCUUUGAAUACUCUAGGUCUUCCUAUCCACCAGGAUGAGAAGCCUUGUGCACAUUAUAUGCGUACUUAUGCCUGCAAGUUCGGACCAUCAUGCAAGUUUGAUCAUCCCCAAUCUGCACUACCUAAGACCGCUUUACCUGUACCGGGAAAUUUGCCUAUAAGGAAAAUGGGGUCGACUAUGCCUUCAACUGGCAUUCCUUAUGUUGGCACUCUUCCAGCAUGGUCACUGCCAAGUUCAUCAUAUGUAGCAACUUCUCACGUCUCUGGUCCACAUACAUAUUUGCCUGUUGUCUUUCCUUCGUUGCAAACUCCCCUUACUGCUCAAUGUUGGAACGGUUACAUGGAAAACUCGAGUUCCAUAUCUGCGUCUCAAAAUUUUAUUUAUAACCCUCAGAGUCAAGCUAAACUUGAUACAGGUGCACCACAGGCCAUCACAGAUCUUCCUGAUAGACCUAACCAGCCAGAAUGCAGGUAUUUCAUGACCAAUGGAAGCUGUAAAUUUGGCUCAACUUGUAAAUUUCAUCAUCCAAAACAAAGGAUCGCUUAUAAUUUAGGGCCCCAUGGACUCCCCUUUAGACCGGGAGACGAACUAUGUAUCGGUUAUAGCUCGUAUGGCAUUUGCAAAUAUGGUCCAACAUGCAAAUUUGAUCACCCACUGUAUUAUUAUGGAAUGCCAUCCAUACCAAUGGUGGAUCUAUCUUUGUUUACUGGAGUGACAAACGUGGUUAUCCCCCAACCAACACACGUUUCUAAUAUAAAAUCAUCAACAAUAACUGAUUGGACUCAGAAAGUUGAUACUGUUCCAAAUAAGAAACGUCUGAGUGCUUCGAGUAAAACAGUGGAUCAGUCCGAGUAACUUAUUCUCUCGGUGCCACACUUGUUCUUCGAUGCUCAUCGGAAAAGGGAUCAUUUUUUAGGCUUGUCCUUCUUGCUUUGGUUCAUUUAGGCUACAUUAUUCUGCAAAAUGUAUUAUGCAUUUGUCUCCCCGAUCUCCAUGACUUAUGCCUAUUUCUUAGCCUGUAGUCUUAUAGAAUUGUCAUCAUCUAAACCGGUGGAUUAUUGUUUGUUUGUUUGUUUUUUUAAUUUUUGUAAAUUAUGGGAUAAAGAUGAAAUUUUGCAAUGAACUGAAUGUAUCAUGUAGAUAUAGUUGCAUUUCAAGCAUGAUAAAUAUGGGAAACCCCUUUCAAUAUUGUUUGUUAGAUAUAGUUUUAUAUGUGAUUUUUUAUUGAAACAAAUAAGAUACAGAAUAAAAUGAUAAACAAGUAAUUGUUAUUGAGGUUUAGCUAUAAAUAGUUUAAUUUCUUGUAAUCCAUAAGAUUCAAAACCUCUUUAUUAAUCUCUUGAAUUCCUAGAUCUUACCCUCACCUACUCACACUGAUUCUUUCCCUAUAGAACAAUAUACAAAUUCCCAUAUAGAAGACAAAACCCAA